Wasmannia auropunctata (little fire ant) is the source of this 844-nucleotide messenger RNA. It is a transcript of the gene mRpL49, whose product is annotated as probable 39S ribosomal protein L49, mitochondrial. Bases 81 to 635 code for a protein of 184 amino acids. Gene Ontology annotation, molecular function: structural constituent of ribosome. Gene Ontology annotation, cellular component: ribosome; mitochondrial large ribosomal subunit. Gene Ontology annotation, biological process: translation. The record is from RefSeq and is a predicted model, not a curated record. NCBI's taxonomy places the organism in Eukaryota, Metazoa, Arthropoda, Insecta, Hymenoptera, Formicidae. The transcript has 3 exons.
GCGCCCGUCGUACGGUGUACGGUGCGCGUGCGGUGCGCAUCAAUGGCGGCCGCCGACCCUUAUUUACCAAACCUCCCAAAAUGGCUGCCCUUCGGAUUUUCGCACGCAAUAACCUCCCGGCGGUGGCGGUCUUGAGUCCCGUACAAUCGCGAGUCGCGCCUCUAGUCCUUCAGAUUCAACAGAGAUGGAGUAGCUACAAAUCGUCUUCCAAAUAUACAACACCUGAAGAUUACACAGAUUACGAGAUUACGAAAGAUCUAAAUGAAUGGAAAUACGUAGAGCGUAUCCUUGGAUACAAAAUUAUACCUAAACCAGCCAUUGGAAAUGUUAAACUCCCAUCUGGCUAUAAAUCAGCGUCUGCUUUGCCUAUGGAUUAUCCUUACUUUAUAGAACGUACAAGAAAUUACAUGCAGCCUGUGUAUUUGAAUAGAAAUCCUAGAGGAACUAAAAGGAUUACACAAAUUUCUAAAAUUCAAGGAGAUAUAUGGACGUUGGAACGGGACAUGAAGCAAUACAUAGAGGAAUGCACGGGAAAAAAAAUUGCUAGCCAGAUACACGAAUUUACUGGCGUAAUUAAAUUUAAAGGUGAUUACGUUAAUCGUGUUAAAGAAUGGAUGAACACGAAAGGUUUUUAAAAAUCAUUAAUACAGUUUUCACAAUAAAUUGUAUACUGUAAAUAUACAAUAAACAUUGAAUGUUUGAUAUAAAACAUGUUGUGUAUUCACUAUUUUCUUGCAAAAUAACUUGCAGUUCUUGUUAAAGUCAAUAAGAGUUAUUCCAUGUACUUUAUUUGUCAAAAUAUACAAAUAUAAUUUUUAUUAAUUUUUAUUUGUUGUGAAGACAA